Messenger RNA from Sinocyclocheilus rhinocerous, 983 nucleotides. RefSeq names its product protein FAM219B-like. The transcript has 7 exons. NCBI's taxonomy places the organism in Eukaryota, Metazoa, Chordata, Actinopteri, Cypriniformes, Cyprinidae. The record is from RefSeq and is a predicted model, not a curated record. The coding region runs from base 167 to 661 and encodes 164 amino acids.
GCCGGAGCGCCUGUGAGCGGCAGCAGCGCGCAGAGUCCGCGGAAGUGACGUCAGGCGAAGAAGAAUCUUUGUUUACAGCUGUGUGUUUAAACUCUGUUAGCAUGAGCUCCGACAGUGUGAUUUAAGACAUGAUUUCGCGUUUAAACCUUCUUUCUGAAACACCGACAUGAGCGACGCGAUGGAGAGCCGAGAGCAGCGAACUCUUCUGUCUUCAGCCGCGAUGAAGAGAGCUGAAAUCAGUGACCAGCCACAAGCGGUGGAGAAGAGAGGGCCGUAUAUCAUGUCCAAAGCUCCUGCUUUCCACACCAAGCUCCAGAAGCACAGAGACACGGCCAGACGAGCUCUGCAGAAGAGAGGACUGGGCUCAGGGAGGCUUGUGCUUCAUCAGCCACGACACAAACCAAAGACUGUGAGGUUCAAUCAGGGAUACGCGGCACUGAGUCAGACGGGAGAGGAUCCGCUCGUCUCGCUGGACUCAGACAGUGAUGCAGAGCUGGAUUGUUCGUCUGGAUAUUCCUCAGCAGAGGUGCAUCCAGAUCUGAGCAGGCAGCUGUUGAAGGAUGGAUAUCACCUGGAUGAGACACCUGAUGAUGAAGAUCUGGACCUGAUUCCCCCGAAAGCCCUGAGCUCCUCCGUCUGCUGCUGCUGCUGCGUGCAGUGAGAAACGGUCUUCCAUAGUGAUGCCAGAGAUCUCAUUCUCAUUGCUGUAAUGGAUGAAAACAAAGAUAUUUAAAUGGUCAGUUAUGUAUUCAUCAUGGAAGUAUUUGUUGUGCUGCCUUUGAACUGACUGAAAAAACUAUUUACAAAAGCAUAGUACUUUAUUUGCUUUAGUCACAGAAAUAUGAUUUGGAAGUGAUUCGUGUCUCAGCGUUUGGGGAAGUGCAGCGUUACUGAUAGUGAGAACUGAUAGUGACACUACUUUACGUACUUGUGUGUGUGUGUGAGAGAGAGAGAGUGUGUGUGUGUGUGUGUGUGUGUGUGUG